Cyphomyrmex costatus is the source of this 4066-nucleotide messenger RNA. It is a transcript of the gene tn, whose product is annotated as tripartite motif containing protein thin. Gene Ontology annotation, molecular function: metal ion binding; protein binding; ubiquitin protein ligase activity. NCBI's taxonomy places the organism in Eukaryota, Metazoa, Arthropoda, Insecta, Hymenoptera, Formicidae. Gene Ontology annotation, biological process: proteasome-mediated ubiquitin-dependent protein catabolic process; protein polyubiquitination. The record is from RefSeq and is a predicted model, not a curated record. The transcript is spliced from 15 exons. The coding region runs from base 91 to 3759 and encodes 1222 amino acids.
GAUUUCGGUGACCAGAAAAAACAACUCGGGGACCACUAGGGAGGGCCCCCAACCGAAGAAGACCGCCGAAAGGCGGUCGCCAAAUCAAGCAUGGAGCAGUUCGAGCAGCUGCUAACUUGUGCAAUAUGCCUGGAUCGAUACAGAAAUCCGAAGCUCUUGCCAUGUCAACACAGCUUUUGUAUGGAACCAUGCAUGGACGGCCUCGUCGACUAUGUUCGUCGACAGGUCAAAUGUCCGGAAUGUCGUGCCGAACAUCGUAUACCAUAUCAGGGCGUGCAAGCCUUUCCGACCAACGUGACACUGCAGCGAUUCCUGGAAUUGCAUAUCGAGAUCACGGGAGAAUUGCCGGAUCCGACCAGCGGUCAGACCAUGGAACGCUGUGGCGUUUGCUCUGAGAAGAGUUACUGUCAGCUGUGCGUACAUUGCGAGAAGAAAUGCUGUCCCGAAUGUAAAGAUGCGCACAUGGAUAUUUUGAGACGCGAAAUUGCCCGCAUUAAUUCCCAGGUGCGCAGAGGAUUGCACAGGCUGCAGGACGCGCUGGCCUUGGUGGAAAAAAACACGUUGGGCCUGCAGACAAACUGCGCUUCGGUCGCCGAGGAGGUGGACGAGAUUUAUCGGAGGCUGAGCAAGGCUUUGAAAGACCGUACGGAACAUCUGCGUAACGAGGUCGAUCGAUACCUCGGCACCGAGCUCAGAGGCCUGAUUCAGCUCAAAGAGAAUCUCGAAUUGGAAAUCGCGAAUAUCCAGAGCAACUGCGAUCUGGCGGAGGCGCACAUAAAUGAAAACGUGCCAUGGGACGACGCCGAGCUCCUGGACACAAAGGAGCUCUUCCUACGCACGGUGGAAUUUAUCAGGAACUUCGAAUACGAAGCGGGGGAUUACAACCGACGAGUCCGCUUCGUGAUGGCGCACGAUCCGAAUCAGCUUGUCCUUCACGUGGCGGGUUACGGCGAAUUGAACAUUAAACCGGAAAGCGGAAGCGGCGGAUUGCUGGGGAGUUCCAGCAGUUUAGCCCCACCGGUGGGUUCGCCCGGUCUUAUGAGAAGCAAGAGCGAUCACCGUCUCGCCUCGCAAUACAGACAGCAAGAGGAGGAACGGCUAGCCAGGAAUCGAUACGUUCCUGAAUACGAGUACGAUGCACCGGAGUACGAGGUACCCAGGAACAAAUCCAGGUAUAGGAGUCGAUUUAUGAGGCAUCGGGACGGUGACGAUUCUGACGGUGACUCCAGAUCGACGGUGAGAUUCACAUCGACGACGCCGCAGGAGUCGUCCAGCUUACGGGAGCGCGUUCUAGACACGGAGGAUGCUGCACGCGGUCCGUUGUCCGGUAUAUUUCGCCUGACGGACUCGCCACGAGUCAUGAGGAAGCUACAGGAGUGCGAACGGGCCGGCAAGCGAAAGAAGGAGGAACCGGCUAGUCAGCCCAUGCCGCAACCACAACCGCCUAAGCCGCAGGUACAAGUGAGAAAGGUACCGACCGCAAUGGCGAGACAGACCAGCGAGGACGACGAGAUCUCAAGGAUCAAGAAGCAGAACAAGAAUGUGGCGGCGACUGCCGUUCACACCGAGACGGUAGAGGAGAGACAGCCGACUUCGAUGCCCGCCGCCCCUGUUCAUCCGCCGCCACGGGAACUUUCGGAACGGGAACCCGAGGAGCAGCCGGUUAGAAGACCUGCUAUUGUCAGGAGAACUUCGGAAACUCACGCACCCCCCGCGGCCAGGAGUGCUUCGUCGGACUCGAGCACCGGCUCCGAGAGUUCGGGGGGAUCCGGAAUACGUAGCACGGGCGCGCCAUUCACGACGGAAGAGAUGAAACAGAAGUACCUGUCGAGAGCACCCCCGACUAGCACGACGACCACUGUCUCCACCACAACCGGUAGAGAGCAAUCGAGCAUUGCCCCGCAGACUCCCAGACCGCCGUUCCAGAGCCGUUUUUUAGGCGCAGGUAACCGUGCGGCUCCACCACCGCCGGUUCAGACGCCGCGUGAGGAACCAGUGGCAAAGAAGAAGGAAGAAGAGGAGGAUGAAGACGAAGAAACAAGCAGCUCUUCUGAGGAGACGGAGUAUUCGUCGCCGAGGGGCAGCCCCGCGCAAUCCGUGACGAUGACGACGACGAUGACGCCGAGCGGCGGCGGCGGUGGCGGCGCCGCGAUGACGACGACGUCGACGCCGGGCGGCUACACCAGCAGAUUCUUGAACAAAAGCAGAAGCCAAGCGGCAAUGAUGGCAUCUCGCGAACGAGAACGUGAACGUGAACGUGAACGGGAUCGUGAACGUGAACGCGAACGUGAGCGUGAACGCGAGCGAGAGCGUGAUCGCGAGCGAGAACGCGAACGAGACGUGGACGCGGAUAUCGACUCACCCUUGUCGACGAGAUCCCGUUACGCAGCUCUGAAGGAACGCCGACAACGUCUGGCCCGUUCCAGAAGCUCGCACAACUUUGGCGGCGAAGACCUUGACCUGGACGAAGAACCACCAUCGCCGACAACCCAGUCACCGAAUGCCUACCUGGCGGCGAAAUACGGCGCCGGCUCCGAACUGGCACGAAGUCGCAGCACCCACGCCCUGAAGUCAAGAGAGCCGAGCCCGGAACGUGAUCGACCGGGCACGGAAAAGGACGGCGCGGCAUUGAGCUCUUGGGCCAGAUACCUCAAGAAUAAAUACGGUAACCGUACCACCAAGGACAAGGAACCGCCCUCCUCGUCCUCCACGAUACCUUCAUCCAGCACCAGUGCGGCUUCGCGAAGGUUGUCGUUGGGUUUGCCUUUAAGGCACACCGGGCAAACAUCCUUUGAAUCCUCUGACGACGACCAAAAAAACCCGUCAGGCUCCCCCACGUCCCCUACAGCAGCUCCCGUUAUACCCGCGGCAGCAGGUUCCUCCACUAGCAAUGGUCGGAGGAGUCAUUACUUGCUGAAGCGACGGCAGCUGUUUAAGUUCGGGAUGCGGGGGAGCGAAGCCGGAUGCUUUACCUGGCCGAGAGGCCUCGCAGUCGGCCCGGACAACUCCAUCGUCGUGGCCGACAGCUCCAACCAUCGUGUUCAAGUAUUCGACGGUAAUGGGAACUUCAUGAAGGAGUUCGGAACAUACGGCAGCAAUGAGGGUGAGUUCGAUUGCCUCGCCGGGGUGGCUGUAAACCGGAUCGGGCAGUACAUCAUCGCGGACCGCUACAACCACAGGAUCCAGGUGCUCGAUCCAUCCGGUCGCUUCCUGCGAGCUUUCGGCUCUCAGGGCACCGCCGACGGCCGAUUCAAUUAUCCUUGGGGCAUCACCACCGAUGCUCUCGGAUUCAUCUACGUAUGCGACAAGGAGAAUCACCGCGUGCAGGUAUUUCAAUCGGAUGGUACGUUUGUGGGUAAGUUUGGCUCGUGUGGUAGUGGACGCGGUCAGUUAGAACACCCACAUUACAUCGCGGUAAGCAAUACCAACCGAGUGAUCGUCAGCGAUGGCAACAAUCAUCGCGUGCAGAUAUUCGAUGUAAACGGCCGCGUGUUGACGUCCUUCGGGUCGGAGGGCUCAGACGAGGGCCAAUUUAAGUUCCCGCGGGGUGUCGCCGUAGAUGAUCAAGGCUACAUAAUCGUCGCCGAUUCUGGCAACAAUCGUAUACAGAUCUUUAGCCCCGACGGCGCCUUCCUCAAGUCCUUCGGCUGUUGGGGCAGCGGUGAUGGUGAAUUCAAAGGUCUCGAGGGUGUCGCCGUCACAUCAACAGGCAACAUCGUCGUCUGCGAUCGCGAGAAUCACCGGGUUCAAGUAUUCUGAGUUCGUCGAUUACAUUUUAAUACUGAAGAAACUCUAAUCUUUUAUCAAACGGAUACCUAUCGUAUUGACCGAUAUUCGUGUUUAUUAAUAUUUUUAAUAAGCAAUUUUAAUGAGCAAAUAUUUAUAGACAGUAUCGCAUAUUUGGAUAAAAGAAUACAUUGACGUCUACAAGUCUGAAUCUACGGAGUCGAGUGUUAAAAUUUCCAAUAGUUUACUCGCACUGACUUUUCAAUUUGAAUUUUCUAACGAAUAUUUAGCAAAGCUCGAAAUUGAAAAAAAAUAAAAGGAAAUAAAACUGUUUCAAUAU